Messenger RNA from Asparagus officinalis (garden asparagus), 588 nucleotides. Its product is annotated as HVA22-like protein e. The transcript has 5 exons. NCBI's taxonomy places the organism in Eukaryota, Viridiplantae, Streptophyta, Magnoliopsida, Asparagales, Asparagaceae. The record is from RefSeq and is a predicted model, not a curated record. The coding region runs from base 71 to 490 and encodes 139 amino acids.
GCCUUAUUCUCCUCUCUUUCAUUUGAGCUUUGAGUCCAAAAUUUCAAGCUUUUUUUCAACACAAGGAAUCAUGGGUCAUUUUUGGGAGUUUUUGACGUAUGUCCACUCAUUAUCUGGGCCUUGCGUCAUGUUGCUAUACCCCUUGUAUGCAUCAGUUCAAGCCAUUGAGACCGCAAACAAGCUUGAUGAUGAGCAGUGGUUGGCUUAUUGGAUCUUCUACUCAUUUCUAACGCUAUUGGAGAUGGUGGCUGAGCCCAUAAUAAAAUGGAUACCAAUUUGGUACGAGGUGAAGGUUUUGCUAGUGGCAUGGUUAGCGCUACCCCAAUUUAGAGGGGCAGCAUUCAUAUAUGACAAGUUUGUGAGGGAGCAACUAAGAAAACAUGGUUUUGAAGGAAAAUCAGCAUCUUCAUCGAUGCCGUCGCCUUCGAAGAAGAAGAACAAAUUUAUUAGCCUUGUUACUUCGAAGAAGGGGGAGCAGGAGGCCUACUGAUGAGCAGGAGUUCAUGAGGGGAUUUUGUUUUCAGUUGUCGAACUUUAUCUCUAGUUUUAAUUUCUUUUUGUCGUCAUGGAAUGAGAUAUAUAUAUUAU